CGCGGGAGGGCCCGGUAGAAAAUGGCGAGUCUGUGCAAAAGGCAGCAAUGCACGAUCGAGAGGCGCGGCUUUCGGCAGGAACUUGACUCGUGGCGACACAAACUCAUUCACUGUGUAGGGUUUGAAAGCAUUUUGGAAGGGCUGUUCGGGCCGGGACUAGUCAAAGAUAUUACCCUUUUUCAAGAUUGCGAGCCAGAGGGAGUGUUGGAUUGGUCGUUUGAUGUAAAUUGUCUCUUUUGCUGCUUAAGACGAGAGAAAGUCAAGGAACACUUGGUUGGCAUCACCCCCCAGGUCUUAUCAGAACCAGAAGACUUGAAACAGGACACGUCCAAAAUCAACCGCCUGGAGAAGCAAGCCGAAGAGUUCCUCAAUGCUGUCUUCUACAGAAAGGCAGACCUCCCAAGCUUCUCGGACCCCCACAUCCCUCUAGUGGCUCGUGAGAUAAUGCAGCGAAUGAUCCGUCAGUUCGCUGCCGAAUAUACCUCAAAAAACACCUCUUCUCAGGACACCCCCCAUCACCCUCAGCCCAACGGCAUCAAGGACCAAAGCCUCCUCCUGCCGAGAGCGGCCUCGCUAGCCCCGGCCCCCCUCACCCUGCUGGGGGCGUCCAGCCCCCCGUCCCCCACCCCGGGACCGGGCCUCAGCCCCGCCUCCGGCAGUAACUGUAGUGGUACCGGCGCUGCUGCCUCUGCACAGAACCCCGUCCUCAGCAAGCUUCUCAUGGCCGACCAGGACUCUCCGCUGGACCUCACCGUCAAGAGGCCUGACACCACAGAGACCAAAACAGAGGAUGGAGUCCUGGACCUCUCCACCAAGAAGGCCCACGGCAUGGCUGGCACCGUCCUCAAAAACUCUCACAGUUACACCCUAUCGCCCACAGUCAAGGGGCGUGCCCUGAGAGUUGAGCACGCCUUUCGGGACGUGGAGGACGAUGACAUCAUGCUGCCGAGAAGCUUAGAGGACGGGCUGAGGGACAGCUACGUCAGCUCCGCCCACCUCAAGCCACCAUUGGCCCGUUCUCUGCUUAUCAAGGAGGAGCUCCUCAGCCAGAAGCAUCGCCUCCUCGGCCAGCCCCCCGCUCUCUCAUUGGCCAGUCUGGAGGCGGCAGGGCUUCUCAACCAAGGGAACAAAGGGAACCACGUACAGCCCCACCCCCGCCUGGCACGGGACGGCUCUCCCUGGGGCUCCUCCAGUGGUAAAGCCCACCACCACCAACUGGACAGCCUGCUGAGGCUGAAGCAGGCCAGCGCCAUCCUCUCAGACCUCAAAGACCUGCCUCUGUUCCUGGACAACCACCAACAUGGGGCGUUCUCCUCCAAGAGCUCCUCCGGAGGUGGCCUCCACCACCACAGCCACCACCAUGGCUCCACCAAGACCCACCACAGUAGCCACCAUGAGGUGGUGGUGAAGAGGGAGCCGGGAGGCCACCACUCCUCGCCCGUGGACCUGAAGAUCCCCCAGGUGAGGGGCAUGGACCUGUCAUGGGACUCCCACGCCUCAGACCUGUACGGGUACGGGGCCAUGAUGGUGGGCGCCGGGGGCCACGGUGGGGUGGAGAACGCCUUGAGCAGGAAGCUGAGGGCCAUUCUGCCCAAGCAGAACCGACGUGCCGGUGGGGGUAGCCUGAGAGACAGCCUGGGAGGUUUUCUGGAUGGGGCGGCCGACUACUGGAGCUCCGACGUGGACCAGGGGACCUCCGGUCCACCGUACCCGACCUCCGACCCCGAGGGCGACCUAGGCUCCAAGCAGCCCAGGAAGAAGAGGGGGCGCUACCGCCAGUAUAACAGCCAGAUCUUAGAAGAGGCCAUCGGCAUGGUAAUGGGCGGGAAGAUGAGCGUGUCCAAGGCCCAGAACAUAUACGGGAUCCCUCACAGCACACUGGAGUACAAGGUGAAGGAGCGGCUGGGCACACUGAAGAACCCUCCUAAGAAGAAGCUCAAACUGACCAUGAGGAUGGGAGGACAGGAUUCCGCCGCCGAGUCAGAGACUACGCCAACCGCCACGCCGCGAGAGGAUGCGCUGCCGGGGGCCGCCGAUCUGAACCACGAGCAAAAAAUGAAAAUUGAAUUUGAAGAUUAACUGAGAAACAAUGACGACGAUGACGCCGAAUCCUCCCCUCCUUUCCCCUGAUAUGUAUACAAAAUAUCUUAACAUUAAGACUACGUCAUUGGAAACUAAUGGAGCUUUAUUUGUGCCAAUUUACUGUUGCAGUAUCUGGGUGAGCACAAGCGCAGGGAUAUGAGGAGGAUUCUAAAACAAACUGGAGAUGAGAAAUUAAAACUUAAACUAAGCCAAUCGGCUGGUUCUGCGGUGGUCGCUUUGACACUGCACAUUGCACAUUUGUUUAGCUUUUAUAUCAAGCGGCGAAACAAAUGCGUCAAAAGCCACGAGUGACGUGACAAUUAUUAAUUCAAUUUUGUAAAGCAUGUUGAUUAUCCCCCCAAAACCGUAACUCCCCCUAUUUCUGAACUUGAUACACUGACCCUGCAUUGCUUUUAAAUGCAGUCUGGGCUGCGGAAUAUCCCCAUUUUGGGAAAAAUUAGGGGGGGGGUUGAAAAUGAACCCUUUUGAACAAACUAUUAUGGUCCUUGAACCCCCCCCUCUCUCUCUCAUAAAGUACCAAUUGGUAAGUGAACUGUCUCUUAUGUUUUGAACCAACUCUAAAACUAGUAAUGUCACAGGAAGCUCUCUCACCAGGAAGCUGAAUCAAAACCUCAUUAUUUCUAUCGCCAGGUAGACAUUUUUCUUUAACAAACGCAAAACUUUCUUUCCUCCUUCGAUAUUCUGCUACUCUUUAAAAGUGAACGAAAGCAACAUUGACCGCGUCCUUUUUAAGGUAAAGACACACAAAAUAGUCAAUCAGGGAUGCAUGUUUGUACGUUUUAGUAGAUAACUACUCACUUUUAGGAUAGUUUGAAUGUUUUUUAUUUAAAAAAAUUUUGGCUUCUUUUUUUUGGCUUUCUUUUGCACUACACUUUCAGUCUGGCGCUCACCGGCGCCGCUCAGUGGUGACAGACCAGGUUACCUCGGCAUUGCUGCCCUAGCAUCAUGCACUUAAGGUCUGUCAUAAUGCCUGGCCAACUCUGCACUCCAGGUACAAGUUACCCGUAGGCACAGAUCUAGGAUCAGUUUACCCUGCCCUAAUCCUGACCUUAACCAUUAGGGGGGAAACCUCAAAACUGACCUGAGAUCAGUGUGUAGGGGCAAUUGUAUAUAUCUGCUGCUCUCCUGGAGAGAGAUCCUCAAACCUUCAAUGGUAGUAGGUAGACGUUGCCUCUAACCACUGAUCCACAGUCAGAUGUAUUUUCCCCCCCUUAUUGCCAAGGUUUGGAUUGGGGCUUAGUGAUCUGAUCGUAGGUCAGUGGUUAAGCGCAACUUCUACCUCAAGCACCUGCAACAAGUGCAUCUGUUCCCAAUCCUGAUCCUGGGGAGCUGCAGCCGUCUCUGGUUUUCAUUCCAACCAACGACCUAAUGCAUAUGCGCUCAGCUAAUUAGUGGCCAGGGGUCUCCUAACACCAUGACAUCAUAUGUAGUGAUAACCAGCAUGCAUUGUAGCUCUCCAAGACCAGCAAGUGGAAACAUUGCUGCUACAACUUUAUUAUCCUGUACUGAGCGAAGGCUUUUAACAGCCUUACUGUCUCUAAAACUAAACAUUUCAUAAACUAAGCAAGAUUGUCUUAGUUGAUGAGUUUUAAAAUGGUUCCUCUCCCUCCCAUGUGGUUUUAAAAUGUUCAAAGGUAGUUUCAAAGGCAGUUUAUUACGACAAUGUGCAUUUCUACUUGGGGA
Coregonus clupeaformis (lake whitefish) is the source of this 3786-nucleotide messenger RNA. RefSeq names its product ligand dependent nuclear receptor corepressor (gene lcor). Gene Ontology annotation, molecular function: DNA binding. Gene Ontology annotation, cellular component: nucleus. Bases 22 to 2079 code for a protein of 685 amino acids. NCBI's taxonomy places the organism in Eukaryota, Metazoa, Chordata, Actinopteri, Salmoniformes, Salmonidae. Gene Ontology annotation, biological process: regulation of transcription by RNA polymerase II. The transcript has 7 exons. The record is from RefSeq and is a predicted model, not a curated record.